Penicillium angulare is the source of this 1605-nucleotide messenger RNA. RefSeq names its product sugar porter family MFS transporter. The transcript is spliced from 3 exons. Lineage: Eukaryota; Fungi; Ascomycota; Eurotiomycetes; Eurotiales; Aspergillaceae. Gene Ontology annotation, cellular component: membrane. Gene Ontology annotation, molecular function: carbohydrate:proton symporter activity. The record is from RefSeq and is a predicted model, not a curated record. Gene Ontology annotation, biological process: transmembrane transport; carbohydrate transport. Bases 1 to 1605 code for a protein of 534 amino acids.
AUGAUCACAAAUCUAUAUGUUAUCACGGCAAUAUCCGUGAUCGGAGGGGCAUUGUUUGGUUUCGAUUUGUCCUCUAUGUCCGCGAUCAUUGGAACAAAUCAGUACAGAUGCUACUUCAACCAAGGGCCUCAUGGGCCCCCAUUCAAUGACUCGCCCAACUGCUCGGGCCCAUCUUCUACUGUACAAGGCGGAAUAACAGCAUCUAUGCCGGGCGGUUCGUUUGUCGGCUCUCUUGUCUCGGGAUUUCUCAGCGAUAGGUUCGGUCGCAAGUCCUCAAUCCAGAUCGGCUCUGUGAUCUGGGUGAUUGGAAGUGCUAUCUCCUGUGCAGCGCAGAACUACCCCAUGUUAAUCGUUGGCCGCUUUAUCAAUGGCGUCUGUGUAGGAAUUUGUUCAGCACAAGUCCCGGUCUAUGUUUCUGAACUUGCGCCUCCAAAUAGAAGAGGACUUGUUGUAGGUACGCAACAGUGGGCUAUUACAUGGGGAAUUCUUAUCAUGUUUUAUGUCUCAUAUGGGUGCUCGUUUAUGUCUGGGCCUGCUGCUUUCCGAGUACCAUGGGGAAUUCAAAUGUUACCCGCAUUUGUUUUGAUCGUGGGUCUGUUCUGGCUACCAGAAUCUCCGCGGUGGCUUGCACGAAACGAUCGCUGGGAGGAAUGUCAACAAAUCUUACAGUUAAUCCAUUCUGGCAAGCAUGAGAGCGACGAUUUUGUGAGCUUAGAAAUGAGACAACUUAGGGAGGCCUGUGAUGAUGAGCGUCUCCACUCGGAUGUUUCAUUCGGUGAACUUAUUGAGCCAAAGAUGCUUUGGCGUGUUCAUAUUGGUAUGUUUGUACAGAUAUGGUCUCAGCUGACAGGAAUUAAUGUCAUCAUGUACUAUAUCACAUUCGUCUUCGGCAUGGCAGGUCUCAGUGGAAAUUCAAACUUGGUGGCAUCCUCCAUCAGUUACGUGAUCAAUGUUAUCAUGACAAUUCCGACGCUAUUCCUUGUUGACCGCAUAGGCCGCCGAGUUAUUCUACUGUCAGCCAGUGUCUCUUUAACCGUCUGGUGGUUUAUUUGUGCCGGGCUCAUGGGAGGAUACGGUCAUGCAGCUCCGCCAGGUGGCAUAGACAAUGUGCCUGAAGAAAGCUGGUCUAUCACAGGGGGCCCAGCGAAAGUCGUUAUUGCAUGCUCAUAUCUAGUCGUCGCUUCGUUUGCCCCGAGCUGGGGUCCGAUCAGCUGGGUUUAUCCUCCCGAACUCUUCCCGCUGAGACUAAGAGGCAAAGCUGUCGCCCUUGCUACUUCCAGUAACUGGAUUUUCAAUUUUGCUCUGAGCUAUUAUACCCCGCCAGCUUUUGUUAACAUCAAGUGGAAGACCUACCUAAUUUUCGGUGUUUUUUGCUUUGCCAUGACUGUGCAUGUAUUCUUUUGUUUCCCAGAGACUGCUGGAAGAACUUUGGAGGAGGUGGAUGCAUCUCUUAAUUCUAACACGCCUGCGUGGAGAACUAGAGUUGGGAAACGCAGUUUCAACGAUGAUUCGUCGGAUUCGAAUGAAAACGAACGAAACAACAUCACGGAGAACUCGGAUAAAGGUACGACUAACUCGGACGCGUUACACGUAGAGAAGGUGUGA